AUGGCGGGCUUGCUGAAGAAGACCACUGGCCUGGUGGGAUUGGCUAUUUGUGAAACUCCACAUGAGAGGCUAAAAAUAUUGUAUACAAAAAUUCUUGAUGUUCUUGGACACAUCCCUAAAAAUGCAGCGUAUAGAAAGUAUACAGAACAGAUUACAAAUGAGAAGCUGAGUAUGGUUAAAGCGGAACCAGAUGUUAAAAAACUGGAAGAGCGACUGCAGGGUGGCCAAAUAGAAGAGGUGAUUCUUCAGGCUGAAAACGAACUUAGUCUGGCAAGAAAAAUGAUCCAGUGGAAACCAUGGGAGCCUUUAGUGGAAGAGCCUCCAGCCAGCCAAUGGAAAUGGCCAAUAUAA
Molecule: messenger RNA, 351 nt
Organism: Rangifer tarandus platyrhynchus (Svalbard reindeer)
Lineage: Eukaryota; Metazoa; Chordata; Mammalia; Artiodactyla; Cervidae
Source: the annotation of a GenBank genome assembly